Pelodiscus sinensis (Chinese soft-shelled turtle) is the source of this 2028-nucleotide messenger RNA. Its product is annotated as inosine-uridine preferring nucleoside hydrolase-like. Gene Ontology annotation, molecular function: hydrolase activity, hydrolyzing N-glycosyl compounds. NCBI's taxonomy places the organism in Eukaryota, Metazoa, Chordata, Testudines, Trionychidae. The record is from RefSeq and is a predicted model, not a curated record.
GGGUUGAGCUGCGCGCUGCAGAGGGCGGGAAGGGCUCAAGACGCCUUCUGAGCAUGCGCGGCUCAACAGGGGAAUCUGUUUUGCAAAGCUCCGAUCUGCGGCUCAGGGCGACCCUUCACCUAGAGUGGAGCACCCAUGGGACACUACUCGAAGAAGAAUCAUCAUUUUUGACAACCUCUGAUGUUUAGCAUUUCUGCUCCCUGAUCAAAUUGCAACAUACUUGGAAAACAAUAAGAAGAACACCAGAUUUGAGAAGCAGCACAAAACAUACCAGGUAUUUUAAAAUGGCAAAGAAGUCACUGUUGAUUGAUGCUGACUGUGGAGUUGAUGAUGCUCAAGCCCUAAUGAUGGCUUUAGUAUCUUCCAAUGUUGAAAUCCUGGGAAUUACAUGUUGCUAUGGAAACACACAGUUGGAAAAUGUCUGCAAAAAUGUACUUCGUGUGCUACAAGUUUGUAACAGGCUUGAGAUUCCAGUUUAUCAAGGGGCUUCCGCUCCUUUACUUGGUGGUCCUGUGGAAGGCUCUUUGUUUCAUGGAAGAGAUGGUUUGGGUGAUGUACCUGAUCCGAAUGCUCCAGGAUUAGAGCAUCUACAGAAAGAACAUGCCGUGAUUGCAAUGUUAAGACUUGUCAAUGAGAAGCCUGGUCAGAUUUCGCUAGUUGCCACUGGUCCUUUGACUAAUCUAGCUUUGGCAGUGAAAUUGGAUCCAACAUUUCCUAAGAAGCUUAAAAAUAUAUUCAUCAUGGGAGGAAAUACGGAAUCCAGAGGAAAUACUACAGUCUGUGGAGAAUUCAAUUUUACUACUGAUCCAGAAGCUGCAUAUAUUGUUUUAAAUGAGUUCACUUGCCCUACUUACAUAGCAACAUGGGAAUUUACAUGUCGCAAUUCACUGUCUUGGGAAUUCUAUCAUGAGUGGGUUAAUCAGGACACCAGAAAAGCAAAGUUCAUGAAGAAAAUAUUUGCUCACACUAUAAAAUACAUUGACUCAUUACGCAAAAAAUCAGUCAACCACUUAGAGGCUUCAGGAUUUGUGUCUUGUGAUUCCUAUGCUAUGGCUGCUGCAAUUGAUGAGAACUUUAUCACAGAAUCCAUAAAAGCUCCUUUAAGUGUGGAGCUCAAUGGUUCGCUAACUAGAGGAAUGAUGGUAAUGGAUAUGACUGGUCACCUUGAGAAGGAAAAUAAAGCUUUUGUCAUUAGUAAGUGUGACUUAGAAAAGUUCAAGGCACUUCUCAUUGCUGCUUUAGAAUAACAUUUUGCUGUUGGAUAAAUUUCCCAAUCUUGUUAAUCUUCAACUGUGACUGUAAGUCUAGUUAUUCCAGUGGUACAGAUAACUUUAGAUUCAUAGCUACUGUCACAAACUGCAUACACUUAUUUUUAAUUAACUUUUAUUACCACCAAAUUUGGAUCCAAUGUACCCCAAUAAUGAUUUGCCUAGAACUAUAAACUAAUUGUCAAUUUGGCCUGCUGUAAUGGGAGGUGGCCUGUCCUAAGAGGAAUUGUCGGAGUUUUAUCAUGGAGUUUGUUUCUGGUCUUCCGAGAACUCCCUAGAACAGAUUAGCUCUGUUAACCCUUGGAUAUAACCUUCCACAUAAAGGAUUGAUAUUCAAGCAGUAAUUAUUUGAAAAGAAAGCAAUAUUUGUUUAAUGAAAAGAAUCAGUUAUAAUAUAUUUAAUAAUCAAGAAUAUCUAUGAUACAUGACACACAACAUAGUCUAAAUUCAAUGGAAUUAUGUUAACAAAACAUGUAGAUGGUAUCAUGAGCUUUCAUGGGCACAGCCCACUUCUUCAGAUGACUGGCGUUAUGAGUAGGGAAUAUGAAAACUGGAAAUUAAUAGGAGAGGGGAAGAGAAGGAAAAAGGAAGGGGGGGAGAGUAUGAGAGGGGGAACAAGGCAUCAUUAAGUGUUUGGAGAAUGGGUAAUUAAACCUAAGCAGAUAAAAAUCAAAGUCAAUAGAUAGAUUGCUAAGACAGGAAGGAUACCACUCAGAGAGCUGUUAGCACCUUCAGUGGUUAUUAAGUAGGUAGUGUCCUA